Molecule: messenger RNA, 1938 nt
Organism: Salarias fasciatus (jewelled blenny)
Lineage: Eukaryota; Metazoa; Chordata; Actinopteri; Blenniiformes; Blenniidae
Gene: nup42
Product: nucleoporin 42
Exons: 7
Coding region: 87-1424 (445 amino acids)
Molecular function (GO): metal ion binding
Source: RefSeq, a predicted model, not a curated record
CAUGGCCGACACGACUGCGUGUUGAUAAACCGAGAGCUCCGAGGGAGAGAAAGUGAAGGUUUUUACACCACCGGGAACGUGUGGAAAUGCCGGUAUGCAACUUCUUCCUCCAGGGCCGGUGUCGGUACGGCGAGAAAUGCUGGAAUGAGCACCCGAGAGGAGGGAGCAGAGGAGGAGGAGGAGGAGGAGGAGGAGGAGGAUACAACGACAGCUACAGCCGCUCCUCCGGCCAGCACCAAGCCAGAGGAGAAGGAGGUUUCAGGAACAGAGUGUGGGUGAAUCCCUCUCAGCAGAAAGGAGGUUACAUCCAGCCUUCCUCGUUCUCUUCCCAUGGAAGUAAUGACUGGGGCCGAGGAGGAGGAGGAGGAGGAGGAGGAGGAGGAGGAGGGAGAAGAGACGAUGUGAAGAGCUCCGAAUUCAGUUUUUCUUCUCAGAACAGAUAUUCAGUGUUUAAUUCCCCAAGCACCUUUGACAGGGGAGGACGGGGUGGGGGAGGAGGAGGUGGAGGAAGAUCUGCUGGUGAUGAAGAUGAUGACAAAAAACUGGAACUCAUACAGUUGGACAUGGACACCUGGGAGCGUUCCAGACAGUGGCCCUUCUCCUGUUAUUCUAACCUCAAGAAUGCCUUGUCGGGAUUUAGUGAUCUCUCCCCAGAAGAGCUGAGACUGGAGUACUACAUCUCAAGAGCUUCUGGGGAUUUACAGUCCUAUGUAAAUGGUGUCAAUCAGUUGCUGAGUCAGUGGAACAGACGAGUUCAAGAAGUGAAGACUAUGGAUUCAAGUACUCGUGCAGCGGUGCUUGCAGAACUGAAUGGUGCGGCACCGCAGCCAUCUUCAAGUGGCUUCGGUUCUGCCGCAGCAGCUGGGUUUGGAUCUUCUGUGGCCAGCUUUGGAAGCAAAGGCUUUGGAAGUCCAGCAGCUCCCCAGGCUGACGGCUUCAGAAAUUCUGGAUUUGGUUCUGCAGCUGCUCCAGGUUUUGGGGGCGGCAUGGCGACUUCCACACAGCCACCGUCCGGAUUCGGCGGCUCUUCUGCUCCUUCGGCUUCCGAGUUUUCAUUCGCUGCUCCAACCUCCAACAAACCUGCAUCUGCUCCGGGGUUUGGAUCUGCUGCUGGGUUCAGCUUCGCCUCCUCAACGAACACCGGCGGAGGUUUUGGAAGCGGUUUCGGACCUCAGGCUUCCGCAGCAUCAGGAAGCAGCAGUGUUUUCGGACAGCCGAGUGGAGGGUUUGGCAGCAGCAGCAGCAGCAGCAGCAGCACAGCUCCACCUGCACAGGGAGCUAGGUCUGCUGGAGGGGCAUCGGACAAUCUGUUUUCACCAGAGGACAAGCUCAGCGAGGAAGAACUGAAUCAGUUCAAGGCCAGAAGAUUCACCCUCGGUCAGGUUCCACUGAAACCUCCACCGGAAAACAUGCUGGUGAUAUAACACUUUGGGAAAAGCUCCACAAUGUUUUCAUCUUUGUAGUGCAUUUGGUUAAACAAGUGUUUUAUGCAUAUUUUAAGAAUAUGAUUAUUGUUAAGAUACUUUAUUAUUUAGAUACACUUGUUUUAAUAGAUGAAAAGUCAACAUUAUGCUACACUGUACAAUGAGCAAAGUACAUUUAAAACCGUCUGCAUAUUUGUCAUUAAAUGGCAAUUUUGUUUUGGUUUGUAAAAUUUUCUUGUUCAUGGACAGAAGUAAAAAUAAUACAUAAUUACUUAACUUAAAGCGCAGCUAUAUAUCUAAUGGAGAAGUAAUAAUGCGCUUUUUUAAACAAAGUAUGUGUGCAGGCUUUGAAUUGUACUAAAUCUUAUUAAAAACUCUUGUGUAUUGAAUUAUGCCUUUAUGGUUUUUAUCUCAGAUUCAGUGGAGUGAGAAAUGAUGCAGUCAUGUUUAUUAUCCUCACUUAGGAAUUCAAUGUUGCACAGUGGCGCAAUUAAUAAAGUGGUAAAGUCACAAU